Molecule: messenger RNA, 1198 nt
Organism: Durotheca rogersii
Lineage: Eukaryota; Fungi; Ascomycota; Sordariomycetes; Xylariales; Xylariaceae
Product: 60S acidic ribosomal protein P2
Exons: 4
Coding region: 237-581 (114 amino acids)
Biological process (GO): cytoplasmic translational elongation
Cellular component (GO): ribosome; cytosolic large ribosomal subunit
Molecular function (GO): structural constituent of ribosome
Source: RefSeq, a predicted model, not a curated record
AAAGGGACCCGCCCGGUCGUCGCCCACAGUCGCCGUGCGCACCUGAAAUGGAAGGGAACUUUUUUAUCUCCCCCUCCGCCCGGAUUUCUUCCUCGACAAGGACAUCGAUACCUCUUCCUCCCUUCAUCUUCGUCACCGAACAUCCCACAGAACUCGAAGGCUCAGUCUCCGCCCCAACUUCGCGGUUAAAUUGAUUGAUUUCUCGUGUUCUUCCCGUCUCCACCACAUCCGCAACGAUGAAGCACCUUGCCGCUUACCUCCUCCUCGGCCUCGCUGGCAACAACUCCCCCUCUGCCUCGGACAUCAAGGAAGUCCUCGACUCCGUCGGUAUCGAGGCCGACGAAGACCGCCUCAACACUCUCAUCUCCGAGCUCAAUGGCAAGGACCUCAACGAGCUGAUCGCUGAGGGCACUACCAAGCUCGCGUCGGUUCCCUCCGGCGGCGGCGGCGGUGCCGCCCCUGCCGGUGGUGCUGCCGCCGCUGGCGGCGCUGCUGCUGCUGACGAGGAGAAGGCAGAGGAGAAGAAGGAAGAGGAGAAGGAAGAGUCGGACGACGACAUGGGCUUCGGUCUGUUCGACUAGACGCCCAUCAUAUGUGCUUACGACAACGAAGAAAAGGAAGCAAUGUGGGUUCGGAGGAGCGGCGGAAAUACUGGCUGUGGCGGUCUUGCGUGAUAUCCGGCGUGGAUGGUUCUUCGUUUGAUGAGCCCCCGAAGGAUCGGGUUCGACUAGGCUAUCUAGAGACGGUUCGGCCAAUUCAGUCCUGCUUCUCCUUCUCGCACCUAUCCGAAUCGAUGGUGGCCCGCAAAGGAUGUGACGUGACGCACAUUGCGCUUUGAAUUCCCCCAACCCACGUAUCUCUCUCUAGUCGACGUUGUGACGUGGGCAGGUUGUCAACUUGACGAUGCGCUUUUGUCAACUGGAUCCGCUAAGCCGUAGAGAUUGUGGUAAACAUGAUACUUCCUGCUGACCACCCACGUACACACAUACACGCCUACCGAACAGAAAAUCGAGGUGCGAUAUGCGCCUGAGUUAAGCAUCGGUUAAAUCCCAAUCGGACGCGCAUGCAGCCAGGCUAGAUCCAUCCAUCUCGAUAUGGAGGGGCAUCGUGGGAUGCAUGGCAUGAGAAGGGAGGGAUGAAUUAUGGGCCGUAUCCUUAUGCAGAGCAUCAGGCUUGAACGCUCAUAGGCCCGCUCACG